Messenger RNA from Neurospora crassa OR74A, 2028 nucleotides. Its product is annotated as aldehyde dehydrogenase. The record is from RefSeq and is a predicted model, not a curated record. Gene Ontology annotation, molecular function: oxidoreductase activity, acting on the aldehyde or oxo group of donors, NAD or NADP as acceptor. NCBI's taxonomy places the organism in Eukaryota, Fungi, Ascomycota, Sordariomycetes, Sordariales, Sordariaceae. The coding region runs from base 234 to 1874 and encodes 546 amino acids. The transcript has 2 exons.
CUCCGCACUCACGAUAAGAUGUAAGUAUUGACCCGGGUCGGGGUGGUCCAGAUCCUCCAAGAGAUCCGACUUGGCGACAAUGUCACUGCUUCAACUGGGAAGGAAGUGCAGUGACGACAGUGUAACACUGCACGUCCCCUCCCCCGCCUCAUCACUCGUCGACGACAAAGCUGAGGUGAGGGGUUGAAGCCGAACGGUAGUAGCAAAAGGAGGAAACUCGGGUUACGUAUAAGAUGAACCUCUUCCUCCGCCCAAGUCGCCCGGGCUCUGUUCCCCUAUGGAGGCACUUGUAUAAGACCAAAGGAAAACAAGUCUAUCACGUCCAGCUCUCUUUACGAACUUUCUCAUCAUCUUCGCCUUUCUUCACUAACAUCAUAAAGCCCAACAUGGAAGUCGAGCUUACGGCCCCCAACGGCAAGAAGUGGAUGCAGCCACUGGGCUUGUUCAUUAAUAACGAGUUUGUCAAAAGUGCCAAUGAGCAGAAGUUGAUUUCCAUCAACCCAACUACCGAAGAGGAGAUCUGCUCGGUAUACGCCGCAACCGCCGAGGAUGUUGACGCCGCAGUAUCAGCAGCCCGCAAGGCCUUUAGGCACGAAUCAUGGAAGUCGCUAUCCGGCACUGAGCGCGGCGCCCUGAUGCGCAAGCUGGCCGACCUAGUGGCCGAGAAUGCCGAAAUCCUAGCCACCAUCGAGUGCCUGGACAACGGCAAGCCGUAUCAGACAGCCCUUAACGAGAACGUGCCCGAAGUGAUCAACGUCCUCAGGUACUAUGCCGGCUAUGCGGACAAGAACUUUGGCCAAGUGAUUGACGUUGGCCCCGCCAAGUUUGCCUACACGGUCAAGGAGCCUCUCGGCGUAUGUGGCCAGAUCAUCCCCUGGAACUACCCGCUAGAUAUGGCCGCCUGGAAGCUGGGGCCAGCUCUCUGCUGCGGCAACACCGUGGUCCUCAAGCUGGCCGAGCAGACUCCCCUGUCCGUGUUGUACUUGGCUAAGCUCAUUAAGGAGGCCGGCUUCCCUCCCGGUGUGAUCAAUAUCAUCAACGGACACGGCAGGGAAGCGGGUGCCGCACUUGUGCAACAUCCUCAGGUGGACAAGAUUGCCUUUACCGGCAGCACCACUACGGGCAAGGAGAUCAUGAAGAUGGCUUCCUAUACCAUGAAGAACAUCACCCUGGAGACUGGCGGCAAGUCACCGUUGAUCGUGUUUGAGGAUGCCGACCUUGAGCUGGCGGCGACAUGGUCACACAUCGGCAUCAUGAGCAACCAGGGCCAAAUCUGCACAGCCACUUCACGCAUUCUCGUGCACGAGAAGAUCUACGACGAGUUUGUCGAAAAAUUCAAGGCCAAAGUCCAGGAGGUUUCGGUACUCGGCGACCCCUUCGAGGAGAGCACGUUCCACGGACCUCAGGUCACCAAAGCGCAGUAUGAGCGUGUUCUGGGCUAUAUCAAUGUCGGAAAGGAAGAGGGUGCCACGGUGAUGAUGGGUGGUGAGCCGGCUCCGCAGAACGGUAAAGGUUUCUUUGUGGCCCCGACUGUCUUCACGAACGUCAAGCCGACCAUGAAGAUCUUCAGGGAGGAGAUCUUUGGGCCCUGCGUGGCCAUUACCACGUUCAAAACGGAGGAGGAGGCGUUGACGCUGGCCAACGACAGCAUGUAUGGCCUGGGAGCGGCUCUGUUCACCAAGGACCUAACCAGGGCACACAGAGUGGCGCGGGAGAUCGAGGCCGGCAUGGUCUGGGUCAACAGCAGCAACGAUUCAGACUUUAGGAUUCCAUUUGGAGGCGUGAAGCAGUCUGGUAUUGGGAGGGAGUUGGGAGAGGCAGGUCUGGCACCUUAUUGCAACGUCAAGAGUAUCCAUGUAAACCUGGCGGCAUGAAGGGCUGUAUCAGUUGACAUGUCAUGAAUUUGAGCGUAACCAAACUAUCUCAUCACAGCGUUAUACAAUUAGUUACCUGCACUAGGGUGAUAGGAUGAUAGAUUCAACCCCUGUACACAAUAUAUCCUGUAUUCUUGAUGAUGCUGUUUCACAG